Ciona intestinalis (vase tunicate) is the source of this 587-nucleotide messenger RNA. NCBI's taxonomy places the organism in Eukaryota, Metazoa, Chordata, Ascidiacea, Phlebobranchia, Cionidae. The record is from RefSeq and is a predicted model, not a curated record.
AACCUUAGUGGGCGCUCAAGAUAGUAGUUUUGAAUAAUGAGUGGAACGAAUGAAUGAAGUUAUACAGUUUUACAAGUAUAGCCGAUCAGCUAUGUAGAAUGUGCUUUUCUGAUCAGUGUUGCAUUGGGUGUAUUAUCUUUAUUCAUACCAAGAGCUAUUAAAUAAAAAUGGAGACACCAGAUGAAACAAUUGUGAGGUUAACUGGCGAGUUGGAGGAUGCACAACUGGAAAAAGUUCAGGCUGCAGAGUAUGGUUUGCAAGUACUGGAAGAAAAGAGACAACUCCAGCAUCAAUGUGAGGAACUUGAAAGCCAGCUGGAAAUGACUCAACGUGAAUUAGAAAAUGCUCGCCACGAAUUUGAUCUAAGCACCAAGGCACUUUACUCGACCAAAACCAAGACCAAGAAAGCAUUCUGCGAGGGAGAGCUAAGAGAGGAUAGUCUUGAAAAACAAUGUAAAGAUGUAGAGGAGAGACUUAUUCAAGUGGAGAAGGAAAGAGAUAUUGAAUCUUCUCAAAGCAAAAUUGCUGUUGCAAACGCACAAGAAGAAGCGGAUCGUUUAACCAUUCUUAACAAUGAAUUAAAUAUG